This is a messenger RNA of Rhinichthys klamathensis goyatoka, 1176 nucleotides long. RefSeq names its product NADH:ubiquinone oxidoreductase complex assembly factor 5 (gene ndufaf5). Gene Ontology annotation, biological process: mitochondrial respiratory chain complex I assembly. Lineage: Eukaryota; Metazoa; Chordata; Actinopteri; Cypriniformes; Leuciscidae. Gene Ontology annotation, molecular function: S-adenosylmethionine-dependent methyltransferase activity. Gene Ontology annotation, cellular component: mitochondrion. Bases 77 to 1069 code for a protein of 330 amino acids. The record is from RefSeq and is a predicted model, not a curated record. The transcript has 11 exons.
AGAUGAAACGUAUUUGAAAGUGUUAUGAAAUGUGUUUGAAAAUGGUAUGUGUUGAAAUGAGAAUGAAUUAGGAAGCAUGAAUAUGAGCGUGAAAAUCCUCCGAUGUGUGUCGAGAGGAUGGAGGUGUUUCUCUUCCAUGCAGGGAGGCGCGAUGAACGUGUUUGACAGGAACAUGAAGCGCAAACAGAAAGAAUGGGCUUCAUCUUUACUUGACAGCGACAAAUACGAUUACCUUCGAGACGAGGUGGCGAGCAGAGUGGCAGACAGAGUUUAUGACAUCUCAAGGACUUUCCCUCUGGCUUUGGAUGUAGGAUGUGGGAAGAGUCACAUCGCAGAGCAUUUGAGUAAGGAGGUUGUUGAACGUCUCUUCUUAACAGACGCCUCAGACUCUUCCCUGAGGAACAGGAGGGAAUGUGAGAUUCCUACUCACUGUGUUGUGGCAGACGAGGAGUUCCUGCCCUUUCAAGAAAACACAUUUGACCUAGUGCUCAGCAGCCUGAGUCUGCACUGGGUCAACGACCUUCCUGGAGCUUUGAGACAGAUCCACCAUGUGUUGAAGCCGGACGGCGUGUUCAUUGGAGCGAUGGUUGGCGGGGAGACGCUCUACGAGCUGCGGUGCUCUCUGCAGUUAGCCGAGCUGGAGAGGGAGGGCGGGUUUGCGCCCCAUAUCUCACCCUACACAGCUGUCACUGACCUGGGCAACCUGCUGGGACAGGCCCGAUUCAACAUGCUCACUGUGGACAUUGAUGAAGUUCAGGUCCAUUACCCUGGUAUGCUGGAGGUCAUGAGUGAUUUACAAGGUAUGGGCGAGAGCAACUGUGCGUGGAACAGGAAGUCACUCCUGCAAAGAGACACUAUACUGGCGGCCGCUGCCAUUUAUAAAGAGAUGUACGGCAGUGAAGACGGCUCAGUUCCAGCCACGUUUCAGAUCCUCUACAUGAUUGGCUGGAAGCCUCAUGAUUCUCAGGCGAAACCAGCAAAACGGGGUACGGCGAAUGUCUCAUUCGCGGAUUUAUCAAAAAUUGACAAACUUCAGACCGACCACCAGAACACCAAUGACAAGUCCUAGGAGUCAUGUUUUAUCCCUCAAAUCAACUUAUGUGCUUUGAAGGAUCUGCUUUACUUAUAUGAACAUGAUUACACUGAAAUGUUGCAUCAACAAACUGUAAUUUUUGC